AAAAUCAAAACAAACAUAAGCCCGAUGAACUCAAGUCCAUUGUAUCGCAACACAACAAAUAAUGCCAUUAUACUUAACCACAAUGUUAAAAGUCCGUAUGACAAUAGGUCUACGUAAACGUUUCCGCUAAUGUGGACCUGCCUUGUUGAACAGUUGAACGGUGAACACUCUGGUUUCCCGCGCUUUGUGAGUGGCUGGUUGGUUCGACCAUCGCCGCGUAUUAAAAAGUUAACGUGGGAAAAUUCGUUCGGAAAUUAAAAUGAAAUAAUUGUGUUUUUUUUUGUGAAAGUGAUAUUGUGGUGUUCAUUUAGCUAAAGUUGAAGUGAUGGGGUCAGGCGCAUCAGUGGCAGUAGACACGCCGGGCGGGGACCUCCGUCUGCCAACCUCGGGCCUAAAGUUCAACAUCAACCAGCUGAGAGCGCUCAACGGCUAUGUAGACUCGCUUUAUGAUGACGACCAAAAAGAUCGAAUGUCAACCGAGAUGGAGAGCGCAGUAGAGAGCUUGGUCCAGAGGAUAGUGGACGGCGCAGGGCAACGGGACCCCAGGUUCCGAUGCUGUCAUCUCAUCGCUUUGCACAGAGGCAAGAAGAUGCGUUCACGUUCGCUGGAAUACCUAGUGACCCUCGAUUCUUUGUCAGUUCUAAAUGAUGGGAACGAAGACUGCUGUCUCCAAGAGGGGCCAACAGGCUACGGACGAGUGCGUCUCACUGGUAAAGAGGCUGAGAAGUGGGAGGAGUUCCUGACCCCUUCAGGAUAUUUGUGUAGAGACAAAGUCCUAGAACGAUGGGUGGAGCUGAUCGCGCGUUGCGCGCACGCACGUGGCGGCGGCGGCUCUCGUGUGCUCUGCGCAAGGGCGGCUGCGCGAGCGCACCCGCACAAGUACUGCUACUUAGAGAGGGCGUCCCCACCUCAAGCCAUGACCGACCGUCGCCUAGCCAUCGUGGAAGGCGCAGCUUGGGUGAUGGUCCGUGUCGGCGCCGGCGAAGCUGAAGCGAAGCUCAUGCUGGGAAUGAGGGUCGGUGGCGUGAGUGCGGCCGCUUAUACCUGCCGCGUGCCGCUUACAAGCCCUUUGGCACUCCUACACUACACCGCAGCAAAUCAGGGUUACUACGCAACGGCAGUGGGCCCACCUUCAAACUUGACGUGCGUCGAACGAGCAGCUACCUGGCAGCUAUGGCACCCUUCGUUAGAAGCAACCCUGGACGCGCACUUCUCUGAACUGUCCACUAUAGCCAGGGUAGCUGGUGCCCUCAACUCAUUGUUGGAUAAGAUGAGGGAAGGGAUAUAUCAGGGUUCCCUCCGCGGUGUGAGCCGCUACAUGGCGCAGUGCGCUCUGCGCCGGCGCGUGGAUCGCUGCGCGGUGCACGGUCAGGCCGCUGCGCGAUUGAUUGCGCAGACUCAUGCGUCGCAUCAUCUGCUCUUGGUUUUGGACUCGUUGCUAGCUGUAUGUGAGCGGGGAACAACAGCAGGCUACGUUUAUCCCGUAGACCGAGUUGCCCUGGUGAGGCGAGGGGCACGCGGCGCGGACUGGGCCGCCGAUGCAGCUACAAUUCGACGGUGUAUCAUGGACUUGCAUCGUCUGCCUGGGUCCGAAAACAUCCUGCUGACGCCCUCCGAGUCCCUAGAAUCGGUGCUGUUUUCUCGCUGGGAGAACCUGAACAGAGUUCCUAAGCCUACGACUGGGGUCCCAAGCUUCACCAGACGUCAGCUGAUGUAUCUGUGGAGAGUCGCCAGUGAGCUGGUGGCUUGUAAGAACAUGGUGGUUUGUGAAAAUCACAGCACAUUCCGUGCCAACUUGCUCCAAGUGACCUCUCAGCACGAAAACAUAGAGCAGCUGAUCCACAUCCUGGCGAUCAUGCUCGACCAAGCACGAGACUUGUAUCUGAACAAUAUCGAGACCAGAAGCCUGGGAGAGUUCGACAGAGAUACUUCUACUUAUAGGUCAAAGAAAUGGAACAAGCUAAAGGACUACUACGAUGCGUCUUCAGCAUGUUUGAUCGACGCAGUCAGACGGGACCCGGAGCUACGGACAGAGAAUUUGGACGAUGAGCUCAAUGUAAUGAGGAAUGUGCUCAAUUGGCUUUAUAAAGGUGUCAAAGACGACAAGAAAUACCUCAGCCCAGUCCUCAAGCCAUACCUCGAUACCCUCUUCACCGGAUCCCUAGAAAACUCCUGGUUCCUCGAAGAGUUUGACACUAAGAAGAGUGAAGCCGAAUUCCAAGGACUUAAGGAGUACUGUACUGGUGUCCAUGAUGGGGCGAUUGAGCCCUGUCUCGGGCUGUUGGAUGCAGCUAAGAAGCUAGCUUGGGCUAAAGCUAUGGUGGAUUUUGUGGACAGAUAUAAGCAUAUCGAGUUUCGACUCGUCUUCCCAACUGGCGAGGGCAUGGCGGUGUCAUAUCCGAUGAAACUACCAAGUCGAAGAGAACACAGUGCUGCUAGAGAACUCACACUAAGCCGGAGGGAUAAGUGCGAGGCGAAGCUGCGGUUAGCUCGACGGAGUGUGCUUGGGGCCUUUACUGCGGCCCUUGUAGGGGACAAACGGUAAGUUUACAUGUCAAUAUGUAACU
Messenger RNA from Cydia splendana, 2567 nucleotides. RefSeq lists its product as uncharacterized. Lineage: Eukaryota; Metazoa; Arthropoda; Insecta; Lepidoptera; Tortricidae. The record is from RefSeq and is a predicted model, not a curated record. The transcript is spliced from 14 exons. Bases 326 to 2545 code for a protein of 739 amino acids.